Echinostoma caproni is the source of this 2202-nucleotide messenger RNA. The record is from the annotation of a GenBank genome assembly. Lineage: Eukaryota; Metazoa; Platyhelminthes; Trematoda; Plagiorchiida; Echinostomatidae.
AUGCUCCUUGGUGGUCUCGCUUUGCGGAACAUUGGGUCCCUAUUCAUUCCGGAGAAAAUCUAUCAUCAGAGUACCAUACCGAACGGAAGUUAUCCAAUCGAUACAAACAACAGCUGGAUACCGGACGAUAAAGCCUUAUUUUCUGUGAACGACCCCUGGACACAAAUGUCUGCCUUGCUCCUUGUCAACCCCAGUCUAUCUGGUGUGUUAAGACAACUGGCACUGACCACAAUUCUCAGUCGAGCCGGUCUCGGACUGGAUCCGACCACAUUGAAACAAGUCUGUGGCAGUGUAUUUCGCCUGGCCAUCAUUCCUUGUGUUACAGAGGCAGCUGCUCUCAUGUUAGUCACACGUUUUCUGAUCGGUUGGCCAUGGACGUGGGGUGCAAUUUUGGGGUUUGCCUGUGCGGCCGUUUCACCGGCUGUGAUUGUGCCAAACAUGAUGCGACUUGAGGUUGCGGGAUGGGGUGUUGCCGAAGGUAUUCCCACCCUUGUAGUAGCCGCAUCCAGUCUGGAUGAUGUGCUCGCCAUAACUGGAUUCGGAGUUGCCUUGGCUGUCGCUUUAUCCACCGGUGAGAAUUUGGCCGCCACAUUGUUCUGGGGUCCAGCAGAAGCUUUGUGCGGUGCAGCCUUCGGUGCCUCGGUCGGAUCGUUGCUCUGCUUAUUCCCGCCACCAAAACUGGAACAUUCGCAUCUGAUUCGAGGAAUCCUGCUUAUUUGUCUGGCAGUUACCGGUCUAGUGGGCUCUGUCGGAUUGCAUCUUCCGGGUGCCGGUGCCUUAGCAUGUUUAACUCUGGCCUUCAUUGUAGCAAUGGGUUGGCGAGCAGGUCUUCCAUGGCGCUUCACUCAACCGAGUGAACCGUAUCUGGGGCAUGCAUCUGGCGAUUUGUCUAGCAAUACUGAUCCCGCUGGUUCAGAAGAUGGCCUAACUAAACCACCACCCAAUACGCGUUUACAAGUCACAUACAGUCCCGGGUCCAAUGUAACUGAACAAAACAAACCAGACAAACUCGACAGUGGCACAGCAAACAUUCUGGAAAUUUCUUCUAAAUCCGAACCAAUUCGCGAAACUGGCGGUUCGGUCAGAUUGACCGAUGCGAUGUCAUCACAACGAUCCGGACGACACAAAGAUUCAACCAGUUCAAACAUUUUGGAAAAUCUUAUUGAAUAUCAUCCAUAUUACUGUUCUAUUUUGAAACAGCAAUACAGCGCUCAUCCAUCGCGUCACAGUGCCAGUCAAACAACCAGUAAUCGGGGCUCAGGUAAAUCGUCUAUACGGCAAUUAACCGGUGGAGAUUUGCCCGCUAUUGCUGUUGCUGUUGCGGCCACUGCUGGAUCGGGAACGGGCCGGAAAGAUUCCGGUUACGUGACAUCCGGCCAAGGAGCUCAGCUUCGCAGUCGUUCUCGUACCUCAAGACGUUUCAGUCUACCCGAACCAACAGCACACUAUGAGAUGGAAUCUUUCUCAACUACCGGAUCUUUUCAACGUGGUAUUAGUCCACCUUCGGAUCGCUCUUCCGGCCGACAAGGAACCCAACGAUCACGUCGACGUAUACUCUCUCCAACUUUUCGUGAACAAUACGCGGCUGUGUGCAAUCAACCUGUGGACAAACUGGAAGAGUUGGUCGAGUGCGAAGAUGAGAUCGGUGCGGCUACACAACCCAUGAAACUGUACAAACUGGGUGAACAGAAUUCGAAUGCGGAUGCAGAUCAACAGGAGCAGUCUGGAUUGCCAAACCCCAAUGAAGACUCCCCGUUGUCUGCCACACCACAGGAGCGUGGAUUGGCCUGUUUGAAUUCAAUGCGACAGACACUGGCUGCCGUGUGGUGGUUUGUACAACCCAUUCUAUUCUCUCUGAUUGGUGCUGAAGUGGAUUUGAGCAAUCUGGCCGGAGCAUCUACUGCUGCAAUGGCUAUUAUUUUGACUGCCCCAUUGGGUGCGAUUCUCAUGCCUGUCACAGCACCCUAUUUGCUGCAUCAGGAUUUGAAUGCAUCGGAAGUUAUGGUUGCCCGUACACGUCAGUCGACCAAGCAACCAGAAUCGAAUGCCAACAAGAACACGGAGAACCUGAACUCACAUGAGGCUACUACCGAAAUCGUGCCAGUCCCGAAUAUUUCGUUUGACAAAAUGGACGGCAACUCCGUUAACCCCAUUCCGCAAACAAACUCAAACGUAGUCGAUGGAAAUGAGAAAUGUGCAUAA